UCAGCCCCUGCACGUCUGUUCCCAUCAGCCCCUGCACGUCUGUUCCCAUCAGCCCCUGCACGUCUGUUCCCAUCAGCCCCUGCCUGUCCGUCUCGCCCGGCCGGUUUAAAGCAUACACACCAUCCUGUAGAGACAAUAUACGACUGUACUACUCCCCCCAUCAUGGACUGCACCAUUCGUCCUGCUGAACCUGGAGACUCCCCUCACAUCAUGAAGAUGAUCCGGGAACUGGCGGAGUAUGAGAAGAUCACACACUUCAUCCAGCUGACGGAGGAAGUAUUGCACCGAGAUGGGUUCGGGGAGACACCGUGGUUUCGUUGUGUGGUCAUUGAGCUGCAGGAAAAAGAGAAAAUUCAGUAUGGUGAGAAAACGGUAACAGAGGAUGGGGGGUACUGUUGUGGUGUAUGAUGUGAUAGUAGCGUUGUGGUGUAUGAUGUGUUAGUAGUGGUUAUGGUGUAUGAUGUGGUAGUAGUGGUGUGGUGUAUGAUGUGGUAGUAGUGUUUAUGGUGUAUGAUGUG
Molecule: messenger RNA, 518 nt
Organism: Hyla sarda
Lineage: Eukaryota; Metazoa; Chordata; Amphibia; Anura; Hylidae
Product: thialysine N-epsilon-acetyltransferase-like
Exons: 4
Coding region: 163-408 (81 amino acids)
Molecular function (GO): N-acetyltransferase activity
Source: RefSeq, a predicted model, not a curated record